CACCCUGUAUUUAUAACGGGAUUCUCCGAGUGAUUGUGUCGACACAAUAGACACUUUCUUUCCUGAGGACAUAACCUCUCUUUUUUUAACCUAGCUAAACGUUUCUGUUUUAGAAUAAAAAUUGCUUCCCAUUCUGCAAUGCCUAUCGCCCAGCUAGCGGGAAACGACCCCUCCGAGGAGAAAUCCAAAACUUUUGUGUUCCACGAUGAAGGCCAUACACUAGGAAACGUUCUGCGUUGCGUAAUUUCGAACUACAACGACGUCGAGUUUUGCGGCUACACGGUUCCUCACCCCGCCGAGUCGAAGAUGCAUUUCCGGAUACAAAUGCGCAAAGGUCGCGCGAUAGACGCGCUGCGACGUGGGCUUACAGAUUUAGUUAAAAUGUGUGAUUAUACCAUAGAAAAGUUUAAUGAUGAAUUGAUAUCUUUUAAAGCAAAACAAUUAAACACUGACAAUUGACGACUCAGUCUCAUUUAUGGGAGUAGUAUAAAUAUAUAACAACGUCAUUUCGAAAUAACAAGUUAAACUAGU
Messenger RNA from Photinus pyralis (common eastern firefly), 531 nucleotides. It is a transcript of the gene l(2)37Cg, whose product is annotated as probable DNA-directed RNA polymerases I and III subunit RPAC2. Gene Ontology annotation, biological process: DNA-templated transcription. NCBI's taxonomy places the organism in Eukaryota, Metazoa, Arthropoda, Insecta, Coleoptera, Lampyridae. Gene Ontology annotation, molecular function: DNA-directed RNA polymerase activity; DNA binding; protein dimerization activity. The transcript is spliced from 3 exons. The coding region runs from base 139 to 459 and encodes 106 amino acids. Gene Ontology annotation, cellular component: RNA polymerase III complex; RNA polymerase I complex. The record is from RefSeq and is a predicted model, not a curated record.